Messenger RNA from Pocillopora verrucosa, 2362 nucleotides. Its product is annotated as protein CDV3 homolog. Lineage: Eukaryota; Metazoa; Cnidaria; Anthozoa; Scleractinia; Pocilloporidae. Gene Ontology annotation, cellular component: cytoplasm. The record is from RefSeq and is a predicted model, not a curated record.
AGUUCGAAGAAAGACUAAAGGAGUGAUAGCUACAAAAGUUUUAAGACGUUGUUCCCUUUGCCCGGCGCUUUGCCUGGGCCUUUUUCGUUCGGAGAGCUAUGUCAGAACAUGACAAACAGUUAGAAAGUUUCUUCGCGAAAAAGGAGAAGGGAAAGAAGUCCAAAGGAAAGAGCAAAUUUACAACAAGUGAUGCUAUUACGAAGCAAGUUGGAAGCACUCAGAAGGAACCAGACGGUCGAUCGAAAGAUCAACUAAGUAAGAAGGCUUCUGGAGUGACACCGGCGCCUUCUAACACGAAAGAGGAGGAGUGGAUUGACUUUCAGGAACCAGAAGAGAAAGAUUACUCAGGGCUAAGGAUACAGUCAUUACAGAUUGGAGAGAAUGCUGAAGGUGAAGGAUCAGAGAGUAAUGAACAAGAGGAUGAAGAUGAUGAAGGAGACUCAUCGGUAAGGAAAGACAAAACUGCAGGACCAUGGCAGCAGCUUUCCACAGCACCCCAAGGCACUGCUGCUUCUCAGGCCUCAGAGGAGUCUAAGCCAGUAGGGGCUUACAGACCACCAGCUUAUAGAGCCCCUGGUAGAAGGGCACCAGUUUCUGCAGGCCGAAAGAUGCCUGAAAUUGACAGUGAAAUUGCUUUCCCCUCAUUGUCAGCAGCCAUGGCAUCAAAUGAUAAAAAUAGCAAGGAGACUAAUGAUGGGAAAAGUUUUGAGACUGUGAAGCAUGGAUCACGAACACUUGAGAAUUUAGCUGACAGGGGACCACAGCUUGAUCUGGGAAAUAAGUUUGAUGCACUGAGAAGAAGCUAGGGUCGAUUGCUACUUAAUUACACAAUUACAAAGCAAAUACGAACUGGAUGUUAAAGAAAGAGUGGAAUCCACUCAUUUACUUGACCUCAAUUUCAAUUUAAAAGCUGCAAGUUCCGCAAAGUCAAUUCUGGGUUAACUGUGGUUUGCUUGCUCAGUCAAGGGAUCAAAUUCUAUUUUAAAUACUUUGGAGUGUGUUUGAUUUACCCUUUUACUCAAAAAAUCUAAAUAUCAAUUACUUUCACUAUCUGUUAUACACUCUAAUUAUACGCGUCCUCUCCAACUUGCUGCAAAAUUAAACAACGUCCCUUAGAAAAUAAUUUUCUUUGCUGUUCAUCUUGUAAAAUGUAAUGAUGUUGAGAAGAGAAAUUCGUUAUUGAUCAAUUUUGGGCUUGAAGGGAUUAACAAGUAUGGUAAAGUGGUUAGAGCAAAUUGCAGUCCUUAUAAGCUUGUCAUGGAAAUGUGGCAAUCAAGACUGUUGAUGGCAGAAAAUAUUAGUAUUUGUUCCCUUUACUGUAUUUUGAGACUUUCACAAGAGAAAAGUUAGUUCACUUUAGGUUAGUAACUUAACCACGCCCAGUUGUUCAAAGCUGGGUUACGAUAACCUAGGGUUAAAGUGAAAUUUGAUUUCAGAUCCGAUAGCUUUAAAAGAAAAUUUGGGUUACGGUAAUCCAAUUUUUCUACAAUUUGAUGACUGAAUACACUAAAAAGAAUUGGGAAAACUAUCCCAAAAUAGCUUUGAACAGAGAAAUAUAGAAAUCUGGAGUAAAAUUUAACCUUAGGUUAGCGCUAAUUGGCCGUCGAACAACUGGGCCCUGAAGUCAUCUUUUAAAAUCUGGUUUUGUUGGGUUUGACUUACAUGAACUAGAAAAUGAAUUAUUUGUCUUUCAGCGAGCUAAACACUGAAACCUCAGAAGGUUGCUUCUUCCAAACGAUAUUUAAAUAAUAUUUUUGUGCUGAAGAACAUUUAAGAAAUAUGUCAUUUUGUAGUGCCUAUGUCGACAAUUAUCUUGAGGUAAUACUGACUGUGCUCAACCUACAUUAGUACAGCCUAGUUUAUUUUAUGUGUGAUACAUUGUUAGGAGAUAAAAGCAAAUCGCUUGUCAAACAAGUCAGCACCGAGGGCAUACGACUGUAUAAUGUGAUGAUGUUCUUGGUAACCAAACGGGAGAACCUCUCAACACUAAAUGAAAUGCAUCUUAGACUACUUGAUGCAUUUUAGCGAUAUAUCUGAAGUGUGAUUGAUAUGAUUUCGACUAUGCAAUUUUAUUUAGGUUUCCUUUAUUUUUUUCUUUUCAUAUUGUUUUUGUUAAUAUUCAACUCCUAGGAACAUUGCUACAUUCAAAAUCUUUCCCAGCCAAAUUCAGAAUUAGGCUUAAACAAUCUGGGUCAGAUCAUUCACUACGUCAGAAAGUUUUUCGAACUCAAUUGACGAGGAAGGGAGUUACCCUUGUACAAUUGAUGUGGUUUCAUCAAUCAACUAAACAACAGUUUGCGUAUCAGCCAACUUUGUUCUUUUAGUUGCCUGGCGUGAAUAAAUAGCUAUAGUUUCUCUUUAA